Laccaria bicolor S238N-H82 is the source of this 1824-nucleotide messenger RNA. RefSeq lists its product as uncharacterized. NCBI's taxonomy places the organism in Eukaryota, Fungi, Basidiomycota, Agaricomycetes, Agaricales, Hydnangiaceae. The transcript has 14 exons. The record is from RefSeq and is a predicted model, not a curated record. Bases 1 to 1824 code for a protein of 607 amino acids. Gene Ontology annotation, molecular function: monooxygenase activity; iron ion binding; oxidoreductase activity, acting on paired donors, with incorporation or reduction of molecular oxygen.
AUGCUCGAGUCAAUCUUCAAAGGGAUCUAUGUGUUCGUUGGCCUCUGGGCUUUUUAUCGUGUUCUGCGUCGGCUCGUCGUGAAGACGGCUCUCGAUAACAUUCCAGGGCCUCCCUCCCCUUCUUUCUUCAAAGGUAACUUCCCGCAAUUGUUCAACGUUGAUGGUUGGGAUUUCCAUCAUGACAUCGCAACCAAAUAUGGAGGUGUGGUCAAGGCUACUAGGCGGCAACACUCACUUUGUUUGAUCAAGGAAAAUCAACUCUAUGUGUUCGAUCCGAAGGCCAUGCACCACAUUGUUGUAAAGGUAAGCCAGACCUCACACAGCACAUUUUUUUGUGCCAAGAUACAUGUGUGUUUCAAACAGGAUCAACAUUCAUACGGAAAGGAAUCAUCGAUUUUUGUAUUCAACCGCUUACUGUUUGGUAAUGGGCUGCUGGCGAACAAGGGUGAGCGAUGCGAACGCUUUUCGGGAUACACCAAUUCAUUUAGUGAUGUAGGAGAACGUCAUCGCCGACAAAGAAAGAUGUUAAACCCAGUGUUCUCCAUUGCUCACAUGCGUGAAAUGGUUCCCAUUUUCUACAAUGUCACUCAUAACCUUCGGGCGUCAAUCGCGCUGAAAGUCGAAGACGGUCCUCAAGAGAUCGAUCUCGUCUCAUGGAUGGCUCGUACAGCACUGGAAUUAAUUGGGCAGAGUGGCCUAGGCUACUCAUUUGACUCCUUAGCUGAAGAUGCCGCGCCACACCCGUACAGCGACUCCGUCAAAAAGCUAGUGCCCACCAUCAUCCGCGUCGCGUUCUUCCGCGCGUACCUGCUUGUCCCCGCACUCAAAAUCGGCACGCCAAAAUUCCGACGCUUCGUCCUUGACUUGCUUCCCUGGAAAAACCUGCAUGAUGUGCGGGACAUUGUCGAUGUGAUGUACAAUACUUCUGUCGAGAUUUUCGAAUCCAAGAAAAAAGCGUUGAUGGAUGGGGACGAGGCUUUGGCUGCACAGAUUGGGAGGGGGAAGGAUAUCAUGAGUAUUCUCAUGAGAGCCAACUUGCAAGCAACAGAUGAAGAUAGACUAGAUGAGUCCGAACUCAUCGGACAGAUGUCGUGUGUUUCUACUUUCACGAAAAACCCUGCAGCUUGCUCUGGCUCUAAUUUCCUAUUUCCCAGAACUUUGAUAUUCGCAGCUAUGGACACAACCUCAAACGCGCUUGCUCGCACCCUUUUCUUAUUAGCGCAGAAUCAAGAUGUUCAAGAAAAACUGCGCCGCGAAGUCACCGAAGCCCGCGUGAAGUACGGGGACCUUGCGUACGAUGAGCUAGUAGCACUCCCGUAUCUGGACGCGGUUUGCCGAGAAACCCUUCGUCUUUACCCCCCGUUAUCUUACCUUUUGAGAACGACAUGCGCAGACACUGUGAUGCCACUUUCAAACCCCAUCAAAGGACUCGACGGACGCGAAAUCAAUGAAAUUCCCCUCCCGAAAAACACAAACAUUAUCAUCUCGGCUCUCGCAUCCAACCGUGACCCGGAGAUAUGGGGUUCCGAUUCUUUAGAAUGGAUCCCAGAGAGAUGGGUGAGCGCCUCACCCUUCUCAGUAGCUAGUGCACCUAUUCCAGGGGUCUAUUCGAACCUUAUGACAUUCGGGGGCGGCGGGAGAGCUUGCAUCGGAUUUAAAUUCUCCCAACUCGAAAUGAAGGUCGUGCUCUCGGUCUUGAUCGAGUCUUUCAAAUUUUCCCACUCCGACAAGGAGAUAUUUUGGCAAAUGAACUCAAUAGCGACGCCUAUUGUCAUUGGUGGGAAUGGUAAGAACGAACUCCCGCUCAGAGUCAGCAAAGUCUAG